Messenger RNA from Lachnellula hyalina, 1404 nucleotides. It is a transcript of the gene STE24, whose product is annotated as CAAX prenyl protease. The transcript is spliced from 2 exons. Gene Ontology annotation, molecular function: metalloendopeptidase activity. The coding region runs from base 1 to 1404 and encodes 467 amino acids. Lineage: Eukaryota; Fungi; Ascomycota; Leotiomycetes; Helotiales; Lachnaceae. The record is from RefSeq and is a predicted model, not a curated record. Gene Ontology annotation, biological process: CAAX-box protein processing. Gene Ontology annotation, cellular component: endoplasmic reticulum membrane.
AUGCCACCCCUUCCAAACUUCCAUUUUUGCGACCCAGCUAACAAGUUCCAGCGCCUCGCCCGCGCCCUUGACAGGCCUCUAUUCCCCUGGAAGAAGCUCAUCAUCGGCUUCUCCCUCGCACAAUACGUCUUCGAAGGAUUCCUCUCCCUCCGCCAAUACCAAGUCCUGAAGCAGACCAAACCGCCCAAGGUGUUGAAGAAUGAAGUGUCGCAAGAAGUCUUCGACAAAUCCCAAGCAUACGGCCGCGCGAAAGCCAAGUUCGGUCUCUUCAGCGGGCUCUUCGGCCAGAUCCAAAACACAGCAUUCAUCUACUACGACAUCCUCCCCAAACUCUGGGCCCUGACUGGAUCAUGGCUCCUAUCCUACGCACCUGCACGCUUCAGCGGCGAAAUCUCGCACUCCAUCGUCUUCGUCCUCACGUUCAUCGUUAUCCAACAGGUUAUCUCGCUACCAACUUCCAUCUACCAUACCUUUGUGCUGGAAGAGAAAUUCGGGUUCAACAAGCAGACGCCCAAGCUCUUUGUUAUGGAUAUGUUGAAGUCGCAAAUGCUGGCUUUUGUUCUGGCUCCUCCGAUCUUGGCUGGUUUCUUGGCUAUUGUGCAGAAGACUGGGAAUAGCUUCUUUUAUUACCUUUGGAUGUUUGGUGCUGGAUUACAGGUCUUCAUGAUUACUAUCUACCCGAUUACGAUCUUGCCGCUUUUCAAUAAGCUUUCUCCACUGCAGCCUGGCGAUUUGAAGACUGGUGUUGAGGCACUGGCUGAGAGGUUGAAGUUCCCGCUGCAUGAACUAUAUGUUAUUGAUGGUAGCAAGCGGAGUGCGCAUAGCAAUGCGUAUUUCUUUGGAAUGCCGUGGAAGAAGCAUAUUGUCAUCUAUGAUACAUUGAUUGAAAAGAGCGAGACACAGGAAGUUGUUGCUGUUCUUGCACACGAACUUGGUCACUGGAGCUUAGGUCACACUACGAGGCUGUUUGGAAUCUCUCAGGCUCAUUUCUUCUACAUUUUCGCCCUGUUCUCCGUCUUCAUUAACAACAAGUCCCUCUACCAAUCCUUUGGCUUCCACAAUGAAUUCCCCAUCAUAAUCGGCUUCAUCCUAUUCUCGGACGCUCUUGCGCCAAUGGAUACAGUCAUCAAGCUUCUGAUGAACAUCCUGAGCCGGAAAUACGAGUUCCAAGCCGAUGAAUUCGCGCAGGGGUUGGGAUACUCGACAGAGCUGGCUCGUUCUUUGAUCAAGCUCCAGAUCCAGAAUCUGAGCACGAUGGAUGCGGAUUGGAUGUAUGCUAGCUACCAUUUCUCGCAUCCGAUUUUGUCGGAGAGAUUGGGUGCACUUGGAUGGGUUGAUGAGACGGAUGUAGUGUCGGAUGAGAAGGAUGAAAAGGCCGAGAAGGCCAGUGGGAGAGAGCUGUAA